UUGGAUUGGAUUUCAUUAGGAAUAUUUUUUCUGCACAGUACAUAAUAGCAAAUCCUUGAGUUAUUGGAAUGGAAUUAAGACCUAUGGCUGAAUCUCCCACAAUUAUUUAUGAUGCCAAUAUAGGUUCUUCACAACGCUCAACAAUACCAGCACCCAUAUCAGUAUGGUACAGUCUGCAUCAUCUCUGCUCUAUGGCAGCAGGUGCUUUUAUCUUUUUCACCGGUGGUAUGGCAAUGGCACAAGGCUUAGGAUGGACUGAAUAUCGGGUAACCGGUUAUAGUGGACACUUUCAGUAUUCAUGGUUUGUGGCUGUCAUAAUUGGAAUAGUUUUGUCGUUGCCAGCUAUACGCAUUAUGCCAAAGAAAUUUAUAAUGGGCAUUUCCUCAUUGCUGAUUUUGGCAGGUGGCAUUGUGUUCACCUGCUCACCGCACAAUUUGGAUGCCCUUGUAGCUGGAAGAUAUCUCAAUGGCAUUGCGGUAGGUCUAGCCACCACUCCAUAUCUGACGGUAAUCAGUGACAUAUCACGUUUUGGCGCUAGAGGCGCUUGUCUUGGCAUAGAACAGUUAUCGCUGACCUUGGGCAUGGCACUACAAAUAAUCAUAACUACUCGUUGGGAUGUGCGAUCGCUAUUGACCACCAACAGUUUUCAUGGAAUAUUGGAUAUCAUCUUAGCCAUAUUGGCGGGAAUCUCUUUGUGGCGUUUUGUGGAAUCACCAGUGGAUUAUUUGCGCAUGGGCGAUGAGGCCUCGGCUCUGGGUGCUUUGGCUCGUCUACAACGACCACCACGUGUUAAUAGUGCCACAAAUAUUUCACUUGUGGAACACAACACCUAUCUGAAUGAACAUUGUGAUUUGGGUAUUUGCAGCAGCAUUGGACCCAUGUUGAAAAUGAUUUUCUUCCGUAGCAUGAUGUUGGCCUUUACUUUCUCAUUGCCACUAUCGGAAAUGCUGAAGAUGAGUAAAUCUACGAUUUUAAGUAAAACUAGCAAUCCGUCAGCUUAUCUUCUAAACAUACCCAUUGUGGUGGCUGCUAUGCGUAUAUUGGGAGCAUUUCUAGCCCUACUUGCUACAGAUAGAUUGGGUCGAAAAUUACCUGCUCUAAUUUCGGCAUUAGCAACUGGAGCUUUCAUGAUAAGUAUAGCAGUCAUAUGUCGUAAUUAUGACAAUUUGGAUAGUGCCCAUGCCAUGAGUUGUGUUAGCUCAUUUUGUUUGAUGGUGCAAUUCUGUGCAGGCAUGUUUGCCCCCCUUACCUCGGCAUAUGUGGCUGAAGCCUUUCCUCUGAAAACAAAACCAUACUGCAUAGCUUUGUGUGCCGUACUGGAACAGGUCAUACAAAUUAUUGUCCUGUGCUUGGCUGAUCCCAUUGGCAAUGAUGGCACCCUAAUGGCAGAGGGAAUAAUGAUAGUCGUGGCCAGCAUCUACUUUGGCAUAACCAUGCCUGAGACUAAACAAACUUCGCUGCGUGAAGCGCAGAAACGUUUCCGAAAUUUGUUGAAUUGGAAAGCGAUAUGAAAUUGAGUUCUGUUUAAAAAAUUUGUAAGCAAGUAUUGGGUUGCCCAAAAAGUAAUUGCGGAUUUUUCAUAUAGUCGUCGUUGACAAAUUUUUUCACAGCCUGUGACUCUGUAAUUGCAUUCUUUCUUCUGUUAGUUAUCAGCUGUUACUUUUAGCUUGCUUUAGAAAAAAGUGUAAAAAAAGUAUAAUUGAUU
This is a messenger RNA of Stomoxys calcitrans (stable fly), 1705 nucleotides long. RefSeq lists its product as uncharacterized. The record is from RefSeq and is a predicted model, not a curated record. The transcript is spliced from 3 exons. Gene Ontology annotation, cellular component: membrane. Lineage: Eukaryota; Metazoa; Arthropoda; Insecta; Diptera; Muscidae. Gene Ontology annotation, molecular function: transmembrane transporter activity. The coding region runs from base 69 to 1511 and encodes 480 amino acids. Gene Ontology annotation, biological process: transmembrane transport.